AUGCCGAACCCUACACAAAGCUCGUUGCUCUCGACACUGCUCCUUGUUGCAGCCAUCCUGCCCUGGUGCGUACUAGGCAGCUUGCAGCACUCGUGGAUGCCACUAGACAAGCGCAGUUCCGCCCAGGACGGAUCAAACUGCUAUCACGACUACGCUACGGACCCUGCAAACUGUCCAAUCGUCCACGUCGCGUUUUUCGAGGAUGCUAGUUGCAACAAACCUCUUGAGCUCGCUCGUACCACACCGCAGGCGAUGAUCAAGGGCAACGAGCAGAUGAUUUGGGAAGGCACAGUGGCUCACUCGUUGAAGCGACCUCUGGGUUCGAUGCGCGUGCUCGCUGCAGUUCAGGGAAUCGGCAUCGGCUUUGCUAAAGAAGAAGAGUCGGACGGUGUUGUUCAAAACACGGCAUGGAUGUCGUCUUCAAAGGUCUACGAUGCAUUCAAGACGAAAGACUGUAUCACAUUGCCCAACCUUGAUGUGCACGAAGUGGGGGUAUGGACGGCUAGGGUUGACUCCAUUACAAAUCAAGGGGGCUAUGUGUGGAACCCAGACAACAUUCCCAUCAAGAAUGGGGUCGCUCAAUGCGCUCAUGCCAGCACGGAUGCGCGCCACAAGAGGCGAUCACGAGGUACCGCAAGCGGCCGCACUCGACCGAUCUGCCUUGAACAAGCAUCGUACGCCGGAGGAGCAGUGUUGCUCCUGUACUCCACCGACGACUGCACGGGCCCGGCCGAGAAGCAGCUCUACAGCACCAUGCAGUGCACACCUCUCCGCAAGACCAGCUUCAAGUCGUACAAAGCGAUCCAACCGAAGGGACCUACUAUCGAUACCGUCUUUAGCCCGAUCUACUACGACUUGAAUGCCAACGAAUUGCAUGCCUGCGCCCAGCGAGAUGUUAGCGCCAGACCUUUCAAGCCCAACGCAUGUCAGAAGAUGUUCAACACCAACAUGUUUGUCGGUGUUUAUGGUGUCGAUCCUAGUCCUGAAUUCCCUCAGCCUGUUCCUAGUCCUGGAGACAAGGUGUUGCUCCAGUCGCAUGGUCAUCUUUUGCUCAGCCCUAACCCGGAAGCCGGCGGAAAGGGUCUCCCUCAUCCCGUGAAGCCAUGA
This is a messenger RNA of Mycosarcoma maydis (corn smut), 1107 nucleotides long. RefSeq lists its product as uncharacterized. NCBI's taxonomy places the organism in Eukaryota, Fungi, Basidiomycota, Ustilaginomycetes, Ustilaginales. The coding region runs from base 1 to 1107 and encodes 368 amino acids. The record is from RefSeq and is a predicted model, not a curated record. The transcript has a single exon.